Molecule: messenger RNA, 807 nt
Organism: Botrytis byssoidea
Lineage: Eukaryota; Fungi; Ascomycota; Leotiomycetes; Helotiales; Sclerotiniaceae
Exons: 2
Coding region: 1-807 (268 amino acids)
Biological process (GO): nucleobase-containing compound metabolic process
Molecular function (GO): 3'-5' exonuclease activity; nucleic acid binding
Source: RefSeq, a predicted model, not a curated record
AUGAGGGAUAUCAAGACAGAAAUCAUCGACACAGAGAAGCAAAUCAGCGAUCUGGUCGAUUGGCUUAUCUUCCGCUACGCAUCACGGGUAUUGGUCGAGUCAACCAUGUACAUUGAUCUCGAAGGCGUAGACCUCUGCCGUGAGGGCUCGCUUUCGAUCCUCACCCUUCUGAUCAAUAUAGGAAGCCCGAGCAUGCGCAACGAAAACAUUCCAAAGGUCUUUUUCGACAUUCGCAACGAUGCGGAUGCCUUGUAUGCACAUUUUGGCGUGGCACUACAAGGGGUAGAGGAUAUCCAGCUUAUGGAGAGUGCUACGAGAGUAACGACGAGUUCUAGGAAGUAUUUGAACGGUUUAGCCAAAUGUAUUGAGCAAAGCGGGUUAGAUAGUCACGAUCCAACGAGCUGGAAUCUGGCGAAAGAAAAAGGAGCCCGAUUAUUCAAGCCUGAAUUUGGUGGUUCCUACAAGAUUUUCGAACAACGCCCAAUUUGCGACGACAUCAUCUCUUAUUGCGUUGGGGAUGUCCAGUAUCUUCCUAAUUUGCGAAGCAAAUUCCGUUCAGGAACCGUGAGGUGGCAAGUUUUGGUUCGCAUCGAAACCAAGAGGCGCGUUGAAACGUCUCAUAAGCCGGAGUACCAGCCUCACGGCCCAGAUAGAACCUUAGCUCCGUGGAGCGAAGAUCAGAAUAAGACUUUGGAUGAUGAGUGGAAUUACGUCCCGCCGCCUCCAAUUUCUUUGGAUAGAAAUUUCCACUGGAGUUACAAUUACGAUUGUGAAAACGAGCGUAACUAUUCCGACAAUUCCGACUGA